AUGUACGGUAUACCCAAGAUCCACAAGCCGGGGACGCCCUUGAGACCCAUCGUUUCGUGCGUGAGCUGCUUUGCCUACAACCUCUCCAAGCAUCUAGCCGGGAUCCUGUCACCGCUGACCGGCAACACACCGAACACCGUGCCCAACUCCACAGCCUUCGCAGAGUUCCUCCGCGGGCAGCACAUCGACAGCCACGAGGCGUUGAUCUCUUUCGACGUCAAGUGGUUGUUUACCAACGUCCCCAUUGGCGACGCUUGCUGUGUGGCCCUUCGUCGCCUGGAGGAAGACCCUGAGUUGCCUGACCGGCCAUCGCUCUCCCCCACCAAGAUCGUCUCCCUACUAAAGGUUGUCCUGCGCUCCACGUAUUUCCUGUAUGGUGGAGUGUACUACGAGCAGACAGACGGAACAUCCAUGGGUAGUCCGGUGUCAGCGGUUAUUGCCAAUCUCUACAUGGAAGCGUCCGAGGAGGAAGCCCUGCAGAGUUGCCCACCCGACUGCCGUCCUACCGUGUGGAAGCGGUACGUUGAUGACACUUUCGUCAUUGCACCACGGGAUAUAGCCAGCCAUCUGCUCAACCACCUGAACAGCCUUAAGCCCAGCAUUCGGUUCACCAUCGAGAACGAGCAGGACAGCAGCAUCGCAUUCCUGGACACCAUGGUCCACAGGGAACCUGACGGCAGCCUGACUGGCACCGUGUACCGCAAGCCCACUCACACCGACCAGUAUCUGGCUUUUGACUCACCCCGCCCAGAGUCCGUCAAGAGGGGUGUGGCCAAUUGCCUCCACGACCGCGCCUUACGCCUAGUCUCCAGACCACGCUGCACAGCCGCCGAGAGACACCGAGUCACCGCUGCCCUCAUGGCGAACGGGUAUCCAUCAUCCUUCAUCCGGCAGUCAUCAAGAUCCAAGACCAGCACCGAAGCGGAGCGACCGGAGUACAAGGCCUUCACGGUUCUUCCCUUCAUGGACGGUAUCUCCGGACGGCUGAAGAGGAUCCUGGAGGACCAAGGUGUCUGCACCGUGUUCCGAUCGUCUACCACCUUGAGGAGCCAACUCGUACGGCUUAAGGAUCCUAUCCCACCCCGAAGACGCGGAGUAGUCUACAGGAUACCGUGCGGUGACUGCGACAAGGUUUACGUCGGCAAAACUGGCAGACCCGUUGACGAGAGAAUCAAGGAGCACCAGUGCGACGUGAGACUCUCCCGUGUGGAUUCGUCAGCAGUAGCCGUGCAGUGUGUGGACCAGGACCAGCAUUGGUACACCAGACGCAUCAAGGAGGCCAUCCACAUCUGCCUCAACCGACACAGCAUCAACAGGGAAGCGGCAUCGACAUCCCCGGGUUCUGGCUCCCCACCAUCCGUCAACACAUUCACUGCAGCACCGGGGCACAACGGAGCCACACCGAGGACACGUCCCUUCACGCCCAUGGAGUGGAGCGUGCGACGACCGCUGAGGUCACCCGUACGAGGUCCGCAGUAUACGGCGGGGGGCACUCGGAGGACGCGGUCCAGCGGUAUAUAG
Molecule: messenger RNA, 1521 nt
Organism: Acanthaster planci (crown-of-thorns starfish)
Lineage: Eukaryota; Metazoa; Echinodermata; Asteroidea; Valvatida; Acanthasteridae
Source: RefSeq, a predicted model, not a curated record